Messenger RNA from Lathyrus sativus (Indian pea), 621 nucleotides. Lineage: Eukaryota; Viridiplantae; Streptophyta; Magnoliopsida; Fabales; Fabaceae. The record is from the annotation of a GenBank genome assembly.
AUGGUGUUUUCCGACGAAGAGAUAACCCAUCUAUACAGAAUCUACAAAACCGUUUUACAAAUGUUAAGAGACAGAAACUACGUUGUUUCAGAGACAGAUAUUAACAUGUCGAGACAAGAAUUCAAAUCGAAUUUCAGCGAUCAUAUGAAGAGAGAAGACCUAUUUAUUAACAAAAGCCACAAAAACGAUCCUUCUGAUAAAAUCUCUGUCUUCUUUGUCAAUGAUGCCAAAAUCGGCGUUAAGACUGUUAGAGGUAUCAUUCAGAGGAUGCUUACAGAGAAUGUUUUCAGAGGUGUUUUGAUUUGUCAGAAUCCGCUUUCGCAUUAUGGCAGAGCUGCUGUUAGUGAAAUGGCGUCGAAAUGUCGCCUUGAAGUGUUUCUGGAAGAUGAACUUCUGGUUAACAUCACAAUGCACUAUCUUGUACCGCCACAUCAGGUGCUCACCGAUGCUGAGAAGAAAGCUUUGCUCAAUAAAUACACUGUCAAAGAAACACAGCUACCUAGAAUCCUGAUGACGGAUCCUAUUGCGAAAUAUUAUGGACUAAAGCGUGGACAAGUUGUCAGGAUCAUCCGGCCAAGUGAAACUGCAGGCAGAUAUGUUACAUACCGUUAUGUUGUAUAA